AGCCACUUUGACUCAAGCAAUUCUCACUGAAAGCUCUUGCCCUGCGUGCUCCGAGGCCGCUUCGUCUUGCACCCAAGCGCGUGAUAGCCUCAAUAUAGCCUCGUCCGAUGAGCCACGGCCCCCAGAGCACGAUGGCGGCACCGGCCGAGGGGCGCGGACGCAGCCCGGCGGGCGCCGCCCCGGAGAGCGGGACGGGGCCCUGGCGCCCGCAGGAGCUGGCCGCGGCCAGCGGCCUGGCGCAGAUGGUGCGGCGGCUGCCGCUGUCGCAAGACGGCAGCCCCGACACGGAUUCGGCGUCGGGCAGAGUGGCGAUGAGCUGCCUCCUGCGCAGCCUGGACCUGGCCAGCCGCGAGCUGGGGGUGGCGCUCGCGCCGAGGGACUACUGCGCCGGCCUCACGGAGCGCCACCGGGCGCGCUGGACGCAGCCGGGGUGCCUGUACAGCCUGCAGGUGCUCGCCAGCAGCUUCCUGUGCCCCGGCAUCUCCGAGGGCCACAACGAGGUCGUGGUCAAUGGGCAGACAUUCCAGCUGAGCCAGCACUGUGCUCGCUUGUCUGGAAGGCUGCGGCGCUGCUGGGCCGACGUCUUCUGGUUGCUGAAGCAGCUGCGCAAGUUGCCGGCUGAGACCUGGGAGGCGCCUCAGCAGGCGAGCCUGCGCAAGGCCCUGGGCGCCCUGGACCACGCUUGGGCCGCUUUCGAGGAGAGGUUCUUCGCGGAGCUGAAGUUCUACGACAUGCAGGUCCUGAGAGAUGUGCCCAGUGCCUACCUCGUGCGCGGCUUCCGAAGCACCGUCGCCGCGGCGCGGAACGGCGGCGGCGGCGGCGGCGGCGGCGGCUGGUGGGCCAGCACGGGCGGCGGCGCGCAGGAGGCGGCGAGCGGCUACGGGUCCAACUGCAGCCGACAGCUCGUCGACUACAUAUCGCAGUUGAACGUGGCACUCAAUCCAGGCUGCACGGGACGCACCUUCGGAGCCGAAGUGUUGAUGGCGGCCAAGAUGGUCGUUGAAUCUGGUCAGGCGGGGAAGUCGUACCAACAGGGGGCCGUCUUGGACCCAGCCUGCCUUUUUCGCCCGCUGCGCAAUCGAAGCGUUCGACAAGCUGUGUGACCACAUCCUCUGGUGCGCGGACACUGGGAACUCGGGUCAGGAAUUCCGCGCUGGCUUGAUCGAGCUCCUGGUUGCGUGGGAAUCCAGCUGGGAGCUGGCUGCCGCCUACGUGGUCGACGAGAGCGGGCGCUACGCGCUGCGCGCCCUGGUGGACUGCCUGCGCAAGGCUCAAGCCGUCUCGGAAGACUUGGCCGCCAUCUGCGACGAGCGCGAUCCAGAGCUGUUCUUGGUGCUGCCUCGGAUCGCGUGGCUCUGCUUCCUGGAGAGCUGGCCCGAGGUGGCCCCGCUGCUGGCCCCGCUGCUUCCCCAAUGCGGCACGGAGGAACUGCAGGCCGUGCAGCGCGAGUUUUGGCGCGCGAGAGCCGAGCUCGCCAGGGCCUCCGUGGAGGGCCAGGGUGCCCGCGCUUCCGCGGGCGGGGCCGUCGGGCAGGAUCGCGCCCUGCUGACCGCCGCCGUCGUCGGGGUGGGCGGCGACCUCACUGGCCUGGGGCUGCCGCAGAGCACGGAGGAGGCGCUCCGGUCAUUCAUGCGCACGAUGGAAAAGUGGAGCCUGGAGCUCCAGAGGCACCGCGCGGUGGGCUGGAACCGCCUCUGCGGGGUGAUCCUCUGGUGCCUCGAUCCGCGCAGGGAUGAUGAGUCGGAGCAAGAAGGUCAGUGAGCCCGAAGCAGGGCUGCCACUCUGAGAAGCCAUCGGCCACCGGGCCCUUCAGAGCCGAGCUCGUUAGCCGACGUGGUUGAAGGUUCUUUGGCCAACUAACGUGCAGAGUCUUGCAGCAGGACCGAUGCUCAGCUACAGUAGAUAUCAUCAGCAGCUGUGGCUACAGUAGAUAUACGGCUACUGUAGGUGUCAGCCACUACCACCCAGGCGAGGCUCCCCUGUGGACCUUUUGCACCAAUCUGCGCUUGUGGCGAUUUUCGGCACAUUUUUCCCCAAAUAGGCUUGUCUAAGGGGUUCUUAUUUGGUUAAUUAAGGUUGGCGCCUGCCAAGCAAUGCCAAGCACUGCGCCCAUGCAACAGGAAGCUUUCCCCUAAUUGGGACCGCGCCAGGCUUACUUGCAAGACCAGUCUGCACCCACCAACUCUGUCUAUGUUUGUUUCAAGUUUACCAUGUUUCUCAAAUGUUUCAAUCACUUGGCAUCGCUCGGACGUGUGCAUCUUUUCCUCGGCGAGGAGCAUCUUGGAUCAUCUUGGGAAGCAUACACACGGAAUCGGAAAAUGCACAGGGGACGGACGUCCGAGCGAUGGCGAGACCACCCCUGGGCGCAGCGGCUCUUCCGCAGCGGAACUUCUCGUUAUCCCGUGGCUUUCCCGAUCUCGCAAGGGUCAAUCUCACGUGCACGGGAAGACAGCAAGUGUGGCCUCGUGUUCGGGGCGGUGGGCUCCCCGUGGCAUUUUGCAGCGGUCGUGAUCUGACCGGCGUGCGUGUGGUGGCGCUCGCUCGUGGCACGGCGCAGGUCCCAAUUCGAUUAGUUCGCCUCUCACUUUGACGAAUGGGACGGCUGCCUACCAGGAGCGAAAGAAGGACGUACGCGUACAUGAAUCCACGUUGGGGCCGUGUUCAUGUACAUGGUUGG
This is a messenger RNA of Prorocentrum cordatum, 2677 nucleotides long. Lineage: Eukaryota; Dinophyceae; Prorocentrales; Prorocentraceae. The record is from the annotation of a GenBank genome assembly.